Messenger RNA from Liolophura sinensis, 1480 nucleotides. RefSeq names its product transcriptional adapter 3-B-like. Gene Ontology annotation, cellular component: SAGA complex. Gene Ontology annotation, molecular function: transcription coactivator activity. The record is from RefSeq and is a predicted model, not a curated record. The transcript has 10 exons. Gene Ontology annotation, biological process: regulation of transcription by RNA polymerase II. NCBI's taxonomy places the organism in Eukaryota, Metazoa, Mollusca, Polyplacophora, Chitonida, Chitonidae. Bases 137 to 1459 code for a protein of 440 amino acids.
UUAGGAUAAUAACAACAAUGGGCGAUGAAAUUCACAAGGCGGGCGAUAAUGGUCGUGAAUAGGCUAUUUUAUGAACAGCUUUGUUGACAAAGCUACAUGCAGAUCUUGCUAACUUGUUUGGGAAAAGAGAGGAAAGAUGAAGGGGAAAGGGAAGAAUAUGGCGGAUAAGGACUGCCCUCUUCAGUUCCCAGAUCUGAAACCUGUGGAUCAUACAAGACAGUGUCUCAGAUAUUCCACAGUCCUGGAGGAUGGAGAGAAGGACAGCAUAGGGCUGGAAGAUCUAGACGUGAUACAGACAGACUUAGAAACUCUGUUGGCAGCAGCAGGGAAACGCCUCAAACUUCUGGGCAGUGAGCUUCAGAUCCUAGUCAGCUGGCAGGAGAAAAAGGACAAAAAAGGAGGCAAAGUGCAACCAGAAUCUACCCCACCUGGAAAAAGAGGUAAACAAGGGAGUGAAGAGAAGCACAACAAAAAGUUAAAAGUAUCAAAUGACAAGAGUUCAUCAACAUCCCAACCUCCAGGUCGACCACCUAAAACCAAAAAUGUACAGCGAUCAUUGCCCUUACAAAGCAAACCCGUUGAUAAUGACUUCCCGGAACAAGUAGCUGACCUUCCCAAACUACCCAAGAAUGAUGCUGUGGACAGAUUCUGGGCCUCAGUGGAACCUUACUGUGGGGAUAUCACGAAUGAUGACAUCAAACUGUUAGAAGAGUUACUGAAAUCACAUGAAGAUGAUGCGGACUAUUAUAAGAUACCUCCACUGGGGCGGCAUUACUCAGAAAAAUGGGCACAAGAAGAUCUGCUGGAAGAGCAGAAAGAGGGGUCCAAAAUAUGUGACCGAAGGAGAAGUCAUAACAACAACACUAGUCUGAGUGCCACAGAUGCGGCUAACAUGCUGAAAAAGGCAGAAGCCAGUUAUUCAGAGGACUCUCCAUUUGGCCCGUUAACCCAGCGCUUGGUGUCUGCUCUGAUAGAAGAGAACGUGAUGACUGCCUUUGAUGAUUCCAUGGCUGAAGUCAACCCAGAAUCAGUGGAGGAGGCCUGUUCCAUGUCCCCAAGGGCUCUGGCCAAACAACUGAACAUAGGCAACCCAGCCCUGUUGGAGAAGAGGAUAAAGAGAGAGCUGGAGGAGCAAGGUAUUCUAGAAAGCGAGGAUAAAGUUGAGGAUAAUCCAGACGAUGAAAUCCUCACAGAACUGAAAGAGAAACAACAGGAACUACGUGCUGUGAACCAACACAACAUCGCUGUCACCAAACAUUUGUUAAAACUGGCUAAGGAGGAGAUGGCGCGUCAGGAGCUGAGGAAAAAACUGACAGCAGUGGAAGCUGAGGUGAUGGAGGCAUACAGGAAAAUCCAAGCCAGUAAACAGAAGAAAAAGGCACCAACAAAAAAAGAAAAGGAGGCUGCAUUGAGGGCUUUAAAGGAGCGAGAAACUUUGAUUAAGACACUAGAAGGGUGAAAGAGGAGAGUUACCCAUGGA